Messenger RNA from Lactuca virosa, 2490 nucleotides. The record is from the annotation of a GenBank genome assembly. Lineage: Eukaryota; Viridiplantae; Streptophyta; Magnoliopsida; Asterales; Asteraceae.
AUUUCAUCUUCAUUUCUUCUUUCUUUCUUCCUCCUCUUUCAUGGAGUCCGAUUCUCAUACGACUCCUAACUUCUCAACGAAAUCAACCCCCUUUGAUCAAUCAAACAUUCCCUUCAAGAAAAAAGAAAAAUGGAAGAAGAAUACAAACAACACACACUGUUUCCCCUUACUUCUUCUCCUACUAAUUUCCAUUCUCAUUCACCCACUCCCAGUUUCAAGCCAAUCAUGGGAUGGAAUCAUCGUCACAGAAUCAGAUUUUCAAGCCCUCCAAUCAUUCAAACAAGAACUCAUUGACCCAAAUGGGUUCUUGAAAAGCUGGAACGAUAGCGGAUAUGGAGCUUGUUCUGGAAGUUGGCAAGGAAUCAAAUGUGCUCAAGGUCAAGUUAUUGUGAUUCAACUUCCAUGGCGAGGAUUAGGUGGUCGAAUCACACCGAAAAUUGGUCAGUUUCAAGCUCUCAGAAAGCUCAGCCUCCAUGAUAACGCCAUUGAAGGUUCGAUUCCGAAGGAAUUAGGGUUCCUUCCGAAUCUCAGGGGACUUCAGUUGUUUAACAACAGGUUUACUGGUUCGAUUCCUCCCGCAUUGGGUUCAUGUCCAUUGCUUCAAACUAUUGAUUUGAGUAAUAAUUCUUUGGUGGGUGUAAUCCCAGAAAGUCUUGCUAAUUGUUCUAAGCUUUAUAGGGUCAAUUUGACUUUGAAUUCUUUAACCGGUUCAAUCCCUGUCCCGAUUACAAAACUAAAUUCCCUCAUGUUUCUUGCUCUACAGUUCAAUAAUUUUUCUGGGGUUCUUCCAGAUUCUUGGGGGAACGACAAAAAUGGCGUCAAAUCCAUGGUCAAAUCUUUAACCUUUGACCAUAAUUUCUUCUCUGGGACCCUACCUGUUUCUUUAAGUAAGUUGACUGAGCUUCAAGAGAUUUCAUUUAGUCAUAAUAAAUUCAUCGGAACUGUUCCCGCUGAAUUUGGUGAAUUUUCUAACCUUAAAAGUAUCGAUUUUUCAUAUAAUUCUAUUAAUGGAAGCAUCCCUCAAAGCUUUUCAAAUCUGAGUUCCUUAAAUUCGCUGAAUUUCGCUCAUAACAAUCUCACCGGAGAAAUCCCGACAUUUUUGGGUGAUCGAUUAAAUCUUACUUCAUUCAAUGUCUCAUACAACAAUCUAUCGGGUUCAGUUCCAACAACACUUUCUUCAAAAUUCGAUUCAAGCGCCUUCAUUGGCAAUCUUGAUCUGUGUGGAUACAGCCCUUCAACGCCAUGUCCGACGUCUCCUCCUCCUUCCACCACCCCACCUCCGCCACCAAACCACGGCGGCAACAAACUAAGCACGAAAGAAAUCAUUCUCAUCGCAGCCGGUGCUUUGAUUGCAGUUCUACUGUUAAUCUGCUGCAUACUCCUGUGUUGUCUGUUCAGGAAAAGGGGAGGAGGAGCUAAGCCGAAGGACGCUGAAGGUGGUGCCGCAGGUGGAAAAGAGGUGGCGCCACCACAGGCGGAGGUGGCCGGAGAAGCGGGAGGGAAGCUUGUGCACUUUGAAGGUACAUUGGGUUUCACGGCUGAUGAUUUAUUGUGUGCGACAGCUGAGAUUAUGGGGAAGAGCACUUAUGGAACUGUUUAUAAGGCAACUUUGGAAGAUGGUGAUCAAGUUGCAGUGAAAAGAUUGAGAGAAAAGAUUACGAAAAAUCAAAGAGAGUUUGAAAUUGAAGUUAAUUUGCUUGGGAAAAUUAGGCAUCCAAAUUUAUUGGCAAUGAGAGCUUAUUAUUUAGGGCCAAAAGGGGAGAAACUUCUUGUUUUUGAUUACAUGCCCAAUGGAAGCCUUUCUACUUUUCUUCAUGCUCGAGGCCCAGAAACACCCAUAGAUUGGACAACAAGAAUGCGAAUAGCAAAAGGAAUGUCUAGAGGUUUACUUAGCCUCCACACCCACCACAACAUAAUCCAUGGAAACCUAACUUCAAGCAAUGUCCUCCUCGACCAAAACAUAAACCCUAAAAUUGCAGACUUCGGUCUCUCCCGGCUCAUGACGGCUGCAGCCAACUCAAACGUAAUUGCAACCGCUGGUGCACUCGGGUACAGAGCCCCCGAGCUUUCAAAGCUCAAGAAAGCUAACACAAAGACCGAUGUUUAUAGUUUGGGUGUGAUCAUGUUAGAACUCCUAACUGGAAAAUCACCAGGAGAAGCCAUGAAUGGGGUUGAUUUGCCUCAAUGGGUGGCUUCGAUUGUGAAGGAAGAAUGGACUAAUGAGGUGUUUGAUCUUGAAUUGAUGAAGGAUGCGAGUGUGAUUGGUGAUGAGUUGUUGAAUACUUUGAAACUGGCGUUGCAUUGUGUUGAUCCUUCACCUUCGGCUCGGCCGGAGGUGCAGCUGGUGUUGCAGCAGCUGGAGGAGAUUAGACCGGAAACCGCCGCCACGAGUUCUGGUGAUGAUGGUGGUGCUGGACCUUCGAUGAGUGAGUGAAGUGAGGGGUAGUUUUGGACUUUUGGUGAUGAUGAUGAUGAUUCUUUCAUUCUUGA